Messenger RNA from Rubroshorea leprosula, 553 nucleotides. NCBI's taxonomy places the organism in Eukaryota, Viridiplantae, Streptophyta, Magnoliopsida, Malvales, Dipterocarpaceae. The record is from the annotation of a GenBank genome assembly.
AUGGCAGAAGGUCAUGCACCCACUUGCGGACCUUCCUUCGCUGUCAGUCAUUGUGGCAACCGUGUCGCAGCCCAAGCCAAUAAACCUGUUGAGGGUGGGGGAUACGAUGAGACUAAUGAGAGACCAUCUGUUGAGUCUGAAACUCCCACCAAUAUUUGUCUCCACACUACCGUCCUUGUCGUAGCAUUUUAAGGUAGCGGAAAUGGGUGCGGUAAUGGUGCCGUCUUCCAAUGAUAUGUUGUAAAUUGAAAUGUCGCGAUACGAACGUUCUCUGCUCGAAGAAAAAUGCAAGUGGCUGCUGCUGUGGUUGCAUUCAAGCAGGAAGGAUAAGUUUUUGGCGCAUUCAGGACGGUCAAAUCCAAAAGGGUAAGGAACGCUAACGUUUCCACAUGUUUGUGGGCAGUUUUCUAAAGAAAUAUAAUUUGAACUUGCUGCAACGGUAGAAGAUGGCAAUAUGACCAUCACCACCACUAUCCAUAACAACAAUUUCUUCUGCAUAAUUGUUUGCCCUGAAUCUUGUGUUUUGGUGUUUUAAUAAGCAGAGACAGAGUUG